Molecule: messenger RNA, 4258 nt
Organism: Ictidomys tridecemlineatus (thirteen-lined ground squirrel)
Lineage: Eukaryota; Metazoa; Chordata; Mammalia; Rodentia; Sciuridae
Source: RefSeq, a predicted model, not a curated record
CAAGCAUUACUACUCCUAUUUGCGGAGAAGAAAACCGAGGUUCAGAGUGCUGGCACAUCCAGGAUCACACUAUAGACCUCUGGUUAGUCCUGGGAAAGAAGACAUCCUACGUGAGCGUUCGGCGCAUGCCAGACAUAAUCCUUCAAGGGCGACCCGCUGUAGCCAUGGUGAGCGAGUCCUUGGGGCCUGGCACUGGGGUUCCCUGGCGGAGAAGCGACGAGGCUCUGCGCGUGAACGUGGGCGGCGUGCGGCGGCUGUUGAGCGCGCGCGCCCUGGCGCGCUUCCCGGGCACGCGGCUGGGUCGCCUGCAGGCCGCAGCGUCGGAGGAGCAGGCGAGGCGCCUGUGCGACGACUACGACGCGGCGGCGCGCGAGUUCUACUUCGACCGGCACCCGGGCUUCUUCCUGGGCCUGCUGCACUUCUACCGCACCGGCCGCCUGCACGUGCUCGACGAGCUGUGCGUCUUUGCCUUCGGCCAGGAGGCCGACUACUGGGGCCUGGGCGAGAGCGCGCUGGCCACGUGCUGCCGCGCGCGCUACCUGGAGCGGCGCGUGACGCGGCCGCGCGCCUGGGAUGAGGACAGCGACACGCCGAGCAGUGUGGACCCGUGCCCCGACGAGAUCUCGGACGUGCAGCGCGAGCUGGCGCGCUAUGGCGCGGCGCGCUGCGGUCGCCUGCGCCGCCGCCUCUGGCUCACCAUGGAGAACCCGGGCUACUCGCUGCCCAGCAAGCUUUUCAGCUGCGUCUCCAUCGGCGUGGUGCUGGCCUCCAUCGCCGCCAUGUGCAUCCACAGCCUGCCGGAGUACCAGGCCCGCGAGGCGGCGGCCGCCGUGGCUGCGGUGGCUGCUGGCCGCAGCACGGAAGAAGUGCGCGACGACCCGGUGUUGCGACGCCUGGAGUACUUCUGCAUCGCCUGGUUCAGCUUCGAGGUAUCGUCACGCCUUCUUCUGGCGCCCAGCACGCGCAACUUCUUCUGCCACCCGCUCAACCUCAUAGACAUCGUGUCGGUGCUGCCCUUCUAUCUCACGCUGCUGGCUGGCGCAGCGCUCGGUGGCCGGGGCGGCGGGAGCGGCGAGGAGCUAGGCGACCUGGGCAAGGUGGUGCAGGUUUUCCGCCUCAUGCGCAUCUUCCGGGUACUGAAAUUGGCACGCCACUCCACUGGACUGCGCUCCCUGGGCGCCACGCUCAAGCACAGCUACCGCGAGGUGGGCAUCUUGCUGCUGUACCUGGCCGUGGGGGUGUCUGUGUUCUCCGGCGUGGCCUACACAGCUGAGGAGGAGAACGUGGGCUUUGACACCAUCCCCGCCUGCUGGUGGUGGGGCACAGUGAGCAUGACCACUGUGGGCUACGGGGACGUGGUGCCUGUGACAGUGGCUGGCAAGCUGGCAGCCUCCGGCUGCAUCCUCGGUGGCAUCCUGGUGGUGGCGCUCCCUAUCACCAUCAUCUUCAACAAGUUCUCCCACUUCUACCGGCGCCAGAAGGCUCUGGAGGCGGCCGUCCGCAACAGCGGCCACCAAGAGUUUGAGGACUUGCUGAGCAGCGUUGACGGGGUGUCAGAGGCAUCGCUGGAGACAUCCCGAGAGACCUCUCAGGAGGGACGGUCCACAGACCUGGAGAUGCAGGCCCCCCGUGCACCUCCAAACUCUCAGAGUUAUUAAAACCAGGAUCCGCGUCCCCGGUGCACCCCCAAGUCAGCUGAAACAGAGCGGAUUGUUCCCUGUGCAAGCUCUUCAUGAGAGGGAGCCUCUUGGGACCCUUGGCCUGAGAAAUGAAACCUGGGCUGCAUAUCUCCCUCCAAAGGCCCAGGCCAGCACAGUGCCACCUAGAUGCUGUGCGCCCACAGAGCCACUUGGACACCCUGAUUAACCAGCCUCCCCAGCCAGGAAGCAGGCAUGAGCCAGAGGAUGAAGUGGAAGGAUGGGGACGUUCUGAGCACCUCUCCUGCGCUGGCCCAGUUUGUCCCUGUGCUGCGAGAUGAGAACUGCCUCACUUCACAGAUUAGGAGGCUGAGGUCUGGGGGGGAGUGUCUCACCCAAAUGUGGAGUCAGGUGUGAAGUCUGUGUUUGUGGUCGGCCCCCACAAACGUUUCAUCCACCCCACUCCUCUGCUCUCACCAGGUUUGAUGUGAUUUUAGGGGGUCUGGGGUUCCCCAGAGUUCAUGCAUAGGGUGAGAAUGCUCUGUCAGGGAGGGAAAGGAACAGAUGGGAUUCGGAGGUAGGAGACCUGGACCUCAGCUGUGGUUCUUUCCUGGGAGCUGAAGGGACGCAGCUCUUGAAUGAGUCCUGGGGGAAGGGAACUGCCUCCUAAGCCCAGGUGCAGGAUUUGCUGGGCAGUACCCUCCCGCCAUUCUUCCCAGGGCAGACUUGAGAGCAGAUCUGAAGCGGCCCUGGCCUGAGGCCUGAGGCCUAGACUGAGACCCAGCUGUGGACCUACUGUGAGCCAGCUCCUGGUCCUGGCUCGUGACCCAGGGGGAGAUGAAAGCCAAGUGGAGCAGAGGAGGCACAGACUUAAAGCCAGCUUAGCUCUGAAAUGUCAGAGGCAGGGCUUCCGUGCAUGUCCCCAUACUGACUACGGCUGUCCCCUUCUACCCACCACACACACAUCCAGCCCUCCUUGAGAAGCCAAGGUAAAAACUUGAGACUCCUGUCUGUCCCAGGGCUAGCUCUGGCCUGUCCUCCUUUGCUGGGGGUAAAUCUUUCAUACUCCCUUGCCUACUCCUCUCUCCACUUGUGGAGAGAGCUGGGAAGUGUUCUCAUGGCCCUUUCCACGGACACUGGCUAGAGCGCCAUCACUGUACCAUCAUGGCCACUCUGAGCCUCAGGAUGGAAGGUAUCGUUUGGCUGAACCCAGGCUUGGGCCAGAGGAGGUACUUGGUACAUGUUGACCAGAUUGACCGAUUCCUAUAGCCUUUGGAUGCCAAGCAUUGAGCUGGGAGAAGAAAUAGCCAGACAGGGAGAGAUUCUGGAUGCUCUUGAAAGAGUGUGUGAACAAGACCAAAAAGGAGGCCAUUCAACUCUGCUUCCCCUGGCCCUCCUUGAUUUUUUUGAGGUUUUAAUUUUUAUUUAUUAUUUUGUGGUACUGGGGAUUGAAUCUAGAGUGUCACACAUGCUAGGCAAUGCCCUAGCACUGAGCAAUGUCCCUAGUCCUUCUUUUUAAAGAAAGGGUCUUACUAAAUGCCUGAGGAUGGCCUAUAACUUGUGAUCCUUCCGUGUAGCCUCCUGAGUAGCUGGGAUUACAACAUGUGCAUCAUGCCUGGCAGUUUUUGAGAAUUUUCUUUUUUUUUUUUAGAAUGACCUCCUUGUAGGUUCUUCACUCCCUCAUUCAACAGAUCUUUAUAGGAAGAGUCAUGAGCUGGGGGCUUUCCAUGUGGCAUAUGGACAUAUUUUGUUCAGCUGAGCAUUAAUUUUAGCAUAUUGUAAAAAUUUAAAUGCCUCUGGGUGAGGCAUGCACUCUUCAGUUCCCCAUAGCAUCUCCCCACCACCGUGGUCCCAUGUAUGGACACACAUUACCACGAGUGUGUCACACCCAGAGUAGCUGAUUUACUCUACCCACCUGGCCACUAAUUUAUUGAGUGCAGUUCAAGUGAGAGAAUGAUGGACAGAAUAGAUGUCUCUGUACUCAGGAAGCUAUGUGUGCUAGUGGGGGAGACAGACUAAUGCAGCAAUCACAAACAGACAUGGUAGUAGCUCUAAACCUGCAGGGAAUUUCAAGCGUAGGUAAAGCACAGGGGGCGUUACCUGAGAUCAGCGAAGGCCUUCCCUAGCAGCGAUGAUCUAGCUGUGAUCCAGCCCUCAUGAUGGUGAAUAGCUGGGUUCUGGGGAGGAGUACUCCAAGCCUUGGCGGGGCAGUGUGAGAGCUUGUGUGUCUUACACAGGGCUUGGUACAUAGCAGGCCCCCGGGACACAGACCCUGGGUCUCCAGAUUGGACUAGCGCAGGAGCUAGGCUAAAGGGCCUCUUGGGAACUCCCCAUAUAGGAGCCCCCCUGCACACGUGCCUCAGUGUCUGGGCCCAGCCAUGCUCAGGUUGGGGGAUAGAGGUUGGGAAGCUGCAUGAACUGCUCCUUACGGUCUUGCCUAAGACCCCAAGAAUCUGACGGCUUCCAGAUUUUCUUACCCCACAAACCAGUCCCUGAAGUUGGUGCGGGGAUACCUCAGGGACGAAGAUUGUGAGAUCCUGACACGAGCGCAGCAGCAGUGAGCCACUCUGUGUGUCUGUGAAAACCAUUAUGCAAAUAAAGAGCUGUGCCCAGGGACCCGU